Hypanus sabinus (Atlantic stingray) is the source of this 2340-nucleotide messenger RNA. RefSeq names its product protein kinase cGMP-dependent 2 (gene prkg2). Lineage: Eukaryota; Metazoa; Chordata; Chondrichthyes; Myliobatiformes; Dasyatidae. The coding region runs from base 1 to 2340 and encodes 779 amino acids. The record is from RefSeq and is a predicted model, not a curated record. The transcript is spliced from 18 exons. Gene Ontology annotation, biological process: protein phosphorylation. Gene Ontology annotation, molecular function: ATP binding; cGMP-dependent protein kinase activity.
AUGGGAAAUGGUUUAGUGAAACCCAAGCAGCUGAGAGAGCAGAGAAGUAACAUCAACAACAGUACCAUGAAGCUUUGGAGCAACUCUGGGACAAGGGUAAAUGUUAAAACCACAGGAGAUAUCAUCCAAGACCGAUUACUGGAAGUUGAACUGGAGAAUAAAAGAAAAGAUGACCAACUGCAUCAGCAGCAGUGCAAGAUUGAAGAACUGGAAAUGCAGCUCAGCCAGCAGACCUGUACGAUCGCUGAAAUCACAGAGGAACUACAAGCCAAAUGCAUCCAAAUGAACAAACUCCAGGACGUUAUUAAAACUCAGUGUGGGGUCCUGUUUCAGCCAUCACCGUCACCACUGAGAACUGCUACUAAAAUGAUGACUCAGUGUACCGGUGUACUCAAAGAGACUACCAACAGGAGAGGAGCUAAGGAGGGUGUGUCAGCAGAACCUACCACCAGGACGUAUGACUCCAGCAAACUGCCUGUGUUUUCCAUGGAGGGAGCCAGGGUUCGAAAAGAUUCAGGGGUGAAGAGGCUCAUUACUGCGGCCUUCAACAAGAACCAGUUUCUUAAACGAUUGGAGAUGCAGCAUAUCCGAGACAUGGUAGAGUGUAUGUAUGAGAAAAACUACCAAGUUGGUGACUACGUUAUUAAGCAAGGCGAACCUGGAAACCAUCUUUUUGUACUGGCAGAAGGCAAUCUGGAGGUCCUUCAAAACAGCAAAAUUCUAACACUGAUCGGCAUUUGGACUGCAUUUGGUGAACUUGCGAUUUUAUAUAACUGCACAAGGACAGCAUCAGUGAAAGCUGUAACCUGUGUCAAAACCUGGGUUCUGGAUCGAGAAGUCUUUCAGAAUAUUAUGAGAGGAACAACUCAGGCGAGACAUGAGCAAUACAGAAACUUCCUCAAAAGUGUUUCUUUGCUUAAGGACUUACCAGAAGAUAAACUUGUGAAAAUAGUAGACUGUUUGGAAGUGGAAUACUAUGACAAAGGAGACUACAUCAUCCAGCAAGGUGAGGAAGGAAGUACCUUUUUCAUCUUGGCAAAGGGAAAGGUUAAAGUCACUCAGAAAACAGAACUGCAUCUGGAACCACAAACGAUUAAAGUCCUGCAGAGAGGAGAUUACUUUGGGGAAAAAGCUCUGGUUAGUGAUGAUGUCAGGUCAGCUAACAUAAUAGCUGAUGAAAAUGGCGUGGAAUGUCUUGUCAUAGACAGAGAGACAUUCAAUCAAACAGUGGGUACAUUUGAUGAACUCCAGAAAUACCUUCAAGGCUAUGUUGCAGAGUUAGCAAGAGAUGAUGCGGAGAGGCAUGUCAAAACAUCCACUUCUGUACAAGAGGAAGAAAUCUCUUUGGAAAUGAUCAAGCUGAAGGAGAAAGUAGCCAAGUUUUCUCCAACAUCACCAUUCAAAAACCUUGAGAUUAUUGCCACCUUGGGGGUAGGUGGAUUUGGGAGAGUUGAGCUGGUUAAAAUGAAAAAUGAAAAUGUUGCAUUUGCCAUGAAGUGCAUAAAGAAAAAACACAUUGUUGAUACAAGACAACAGGAGCACAUCCAUUCUGAGAAGAAGAUUCUUGAAGAGGCUCGCUCUCCAUUUAUUGUAAGACUGUUUCGCAGCUUUAAAGAUAACAAGUGUGUUUACAUGCUGUUGGAGGCUUGCCUUGGAGGAGAGAUCUGGAGCAUCCUUAGGGAUAGAGGCAGCUUUGAUGAGCUUACAUCAAAAUUUUGUAUUUCAUGUGUGACGGAAGCUUUUGAUUACCUACAUCAUAUUGGAGUUGUCUACAGGGACCUGAAACCAGAGAAUCUUAUGCUUGAUACUGAAGGAUACAUAAAGUUGGUGGACUUUGGAUUUGCUAAGAAGAUUGGCAGAGGUCAGAAAACAUGGACAUUCUGUGGGACAGCUGAAUACGUGGCCCCGGAGAUUAUCCUGAACAAAGGCCAUGAUUUUGGUGUGGAUUUCUGGUCAUUGGGAAUACUUGUCUUUGAACUACUUACUGGCAGCCCACCAUUUUCUGGCUAUGAUCAGAUGAUGACCUACAACUUAAUUCUGAAAGGUGUGGAAAAGAUGGAUUUCCCCAAGAAAAUAACAAGACGACCUGAAGAUAUGAUUCGUAGGCUGUGCAAGCAAAAUCCAUAUGAACGCUUGGGAAAUCUGAAGAAUGGAAUCAAUGAUAUUAAGAAACACAGAUGGCUCAGUGGUUUUAACUGGGAAGGAUUAAAAGCCAGGACAACACCUUCACCUUUAAAAAGAGAGCUUAAAGGUCCAACAGAUUAUAGGUAUUUUGACACCUACCCUCCAGAUAAGGACGUUCCCCCAGAUGAACUGUCAGGUUGGGACAAGGAUUUCUAG